This is a messenger RNA of Danio aesculapii, 6671 nucleotides long. RefSeq names its product neurocan a (gene ncana). Lineage: Eukaryota; Metazoa; Chordata; Actinopteri; Cypriniformes; Danionidae. The coding region runs from base 316 to 3675 and encodes 1119 amino acids. Gene Ontology annotation, biological process: cell adhesion. The record is from RefSeq and is a predicted model, not a curated record. The transcript has 17 exons. Gene Ontology annotation, molecular function: hyaluronic acid binding; calcium ion binding.
GCCGCAGCGGAGACACCGGCGUCAGUUUACGCGUCACCCGGUACCCGUUCCUGCGCGGAUGCUCCCUGUGCUUGCCAUUGCUUUACUGUCGGAAACCGUUCAGCAGCAAUUGCGGCUUCCUUUGUGGACUUCAAUUCAUUUGAUGUGACUGAAGUUCCAGCAGACUCGCCUCUGAUAGGAUCGUUUUUUUUUUCUCCGCCAGACGCACCGGAGGAUCCGCGGUUCUGCUCGGUUCGGUUUUGCUGAUUUAUUACAUCCAUUCAGCCGGUGUGGAUUCAGACUCUGUGCUCUGAUAACUUAAACAACUCCAGGUUCAUGAUGUUUCGUCUUGACGCUGGUGGGUUGCAGAUUCUAGUGGUUCUGCUGGUGUUUUCAGCGAACGUUGGUGUGUGUUUAUCUGAGCCUGCAGUGACAGUGCGGCGGGUCACUGCUCCUCCUCUCCGCCGUCCCCUGUCCUCCUCCGUCCUCCUGCCGUGUGUUUUCACUCUCCCAGCCGCAGCAUCGUCUCCUCCUCAUGGGCCCUUCAUUCACUGGACCCACGGCUCUGGAGCGCAGCAGCGGACGGUGGUGUCGGCGCGGGACGGGGUUCUGCGAGUCCACCAAGCAUUCGCGGGACGCCUCCGUCUGCCCGGAUACUCCGGAAACCAGCUGAACGCCUCCCUGGAGCUCUCGCGGCUCAGAUACAAUGACAGCGGGACCUUCAGGUGCCACGUCGCUCUGGGGGAAAACUACGAGCAGGACACCGUACAUCUGGAGGUCACAGGUGUGGUGUUUCACUACAGUGGUCCAGCGGAGCGUUAUUCUCUGUCGUUCUGGGAGGCGUCUCGAGCAUGUGAGCAGAAUUCAGCUGUGAUGGCGUCGGCGGAGCAGCUCUGGGCCGCCUUUCACUCCAGCAUGAAUAACUGCGCAGCUGGAUGGAUCUCAGACCAGAGCGUCAGGUAUCCCGUUCAGACGCCGGAGCUCGGCUGUUUCGGACACACUGAGUUCAGCAGAGGAGUGAGGAAUUAUGGGAAACGUGACCCGUCAGAACUGUUCGAUGUUUAUUGUUUCGCCAGUGACAUGGAAGGUGAAGUGUUUUCCUCGUCUGUACCUGAUAAACUCACUCAUGCCGAAGCCGCGGCUCACUGUGAGUCUCUGGACGCUCGUCUGGCUUCCGUCGGGCAGCUGUUUCUGGCCUGGAGGUCUGGACUGGAGCACUGCCACCCGGCCUGGGUGUCUGACGGGACGCUGAGAGUCUCUGUGGGCCCUCAGGGGUCUCAAUGUCCCAGUGAAGAGCCAGGAGUCAGAAGAGUUUCUCCUGCAGAGCUCAGCAACGGGACAGAGAGAUUCGAUGCUUUCUGCUAUAGAGUGAAGAAAACACAGAAAGCAUCUCUGCCGGACAUGAUGCAGUCUUUACUGAAGCCGUUGAAGUUCAUGAGCUCAGAGGAGCCAUCCACAUCUCCAUCCUCCAGCACUGAUGGUCAGCCUGCGGUGGGUCUGGAUCCGUCAGUCCUUCAGGUCUCCAACUGGACGGGUCGUGUGGAUCUGGACACUGAGUCUCUGCCAGCCGUGGAGCCUCUGGAGCUCUCAGAUGAGUAUCUGACGGUGUUUCUGCGAGCUGGAGACUCGAACCUGGACUGGAGCCAGCAGAUGGACACAGAAGAUCCGUCUAUCCCUGAUCAGAGUCCCGGAGGAUCAGCCCAAGAGGAGGAGGAGGAGGAUGAAGGUCUGUCCGGUCACUCCCUCAGUCCUACAGCUCCUCCAGAAAAGAGUAAGAGCUCCAUCAAAAACAUUGUGGACUCCUUGUGGAAACCCUGGAGUUAUUUAACAGGAGGUGAUUCAGAAGAGACGACAACAACCAGGACACCUGAGAUGAAGACCAGCUCUGCUCCUGGAUCAGGCUUAAUGUCCUGGUGGAGUCGCUCAUGGUUGUCUGCUCCUUCAUCCGUCACUGAUAAAAUCAUCUCUACUUCUUCAUCUGCGAGUUCAGUCGCACCGACGUCAGUCCUGCCGGCCAGAGAGCAGUCUGUGACCCAGAGCAAUCCGCCAGCACAGGAUGCUCCGCUGACCACUGUAGACUGGGUCAUCGUGACUGAACUAACAGAGAAAACCAAAGGCACCGUGGCCAUAGUGUCCACAGAGAGCUUCUCUGGAGAGAGUCGGGUUCUGGAGACUGAGGGCAGCUCAUGGGGAGAUUCAGAGCCGCUGACACUGGUGACGUCCAGCAAUGCUUUAUUCAUCAACACUACAGACCACACGCUGACUGAUUCAACCACCGACCACCCAAAACCUACUGACGCCACCACCAGGAGCAGCACCAGCAGCAGCAGCACAGUUCAUGGACACGAGGCUCGAGGAGAAAUCCAGUACAGACGCAGAAACAGAGGCAAGAAACCAAACCAGACCACCACUGAAAUGAGCACCACCACUGACCAGGACUCCACCACACCAUCAGUCCGGACCACCGCAGAAAUCCUCAGCACCACGGACAUCCAGAGCUCCCCAGAAACCCACAGCACCACUGCACCAUCAGUACAGACCACCACAGACAUCCAGAGCACCACCCCGCCAUCAGUACAGACCACCACAGAUAUUCAGAGCACCAUCCCACCGUCACUCAAGACCACCGCAGACAUCCACAGCAGCAGCACACCAUCUGCAGACACCAUUAACACUGAAACCACUGGAAUGAGCAUCUCCACAUCUGCAGACGAGACUCAGACGUCAAUCUCUGGAACAACAGCGAUCAUUGAACAUCAUCUGAGCAGCACAGAGACCAGCAAAACCAACAGCUCCACUGGAGAAACAGAGGACGACAGAUGCAGUUGUCUUCACGGAGGGACGUGUCUUCCUCAUGGAGAAGGUUUCCGCUGCUUUUGUCCGCAGGGUUACGCUGGAGAAAGCUGUGAGAUCGAUGUGGACGACUGUCAGUCGAACCCCUGUGAAAACGGCGGCACCUGCAUUGAUAAAGAGGACUUGUUUGUGUGUCUGUGUUUGCCCAGCUACAGCGGAGACCGAUGUGAGAGAGACACCGAGGGCUGCGAGCACGGCUGGAAGAAGUUUCACGGUCACUGCUACCGUCUGUUUCCACGCCGACACACCUGGGAGGAUGCAGAGAAGGCCUGCAGGGAGCACAGCAGCCACCUGACCAGCAGCACCUCCUCCAUGGAGCAGGACUUCCUCAACGGUCUGGGUCAUGAAAAUGUUUGGAUUGGUUUGAAUGAUCGUACAGUUGAAGAGGAUUUCCAGUGGACUGAUGGUCUGGAUGUUGUGUAUGAGAACUGGCGUGAGAAUCAGCCGGAUAAUUUCUUUGCUGGUGGAGAGGAUUGUGUGGUGAUGAUCACUAGAGAGGACGGAAAGUGGAAUGAUGUGCCCUGCAACUACAAUCUCCCCUACAUCUGCAAGAAGGGAACGGUGAUGUGUGGCACUCCUCCAGCUGUAGAUAACGCCUAUCUAGUGGGCCGCAGACGCUCACACUAUGACAUCCACGCUGUAGUGCGAUACCAGUGCGCUGACGGCUUCUUCCAGAGACACGUGCCCACCGUCCGCUGCCGACCCAACGGGACCUGGGAGAGACCCAAGAUCAUCUGCACCAAAUCACGGCGAGCUCACCGCUACCGUCGGCAACACCACAGAUCUCGACGCGAACACCGGAGACACCGAAGACACGGAUCUGGGCACAGGGGACGGGAUUAAACCACAGGAGGCGGUGCUAAAGUGCAGGAGGCGUGGCCUAUGACCCUCUGACAGCUGUUCCUGUGUUUCCAGGUCAGAGGAAGUGAGACAGAUGGAAAGGACAGAAACAGUUUCCUCUUUUACCUUUGUUUUUUACCUCUUUUUAGCUCUAAUUAUCAUACAUAAUAGUUUUCACCUCUACUGAAGGUUAUUUCACACAGACAGGCGAAAUUAACGCCUCGUUCUGCUGUGGAUCUUUUGUUUUAGGAUAGUUUUUGGUUUAAUAUCUCAUGUUUUUUUGUUUGGCUUUAGAUUUUUUGGGGAUGUAAUGCUUUAAUGAAAUACUGAAUGUCCAAAAUGCCCAAAAUGAAAGAACGUCAACCUUUGUAAUUCGUGAAAUAAGACGCUCUUCAAGCCUUUUAAUGGCACUUUCAUCAAUUCCUGUGCUUCUCAUCAUCUUCUUCAUCGUGUUGAGUGUUUGCUGAUUGUUUGGUUUGUAUUGCAAAAUCUUGCGUUAUUGUGAAAUGUUGGAUUAGAAAUGUAGUGAAAGCUGUAAUGUUUUACUAGGCAACAUCCAGGUCUUUAAUCAGCCCCAAAAUUAAAAGACAUGUUAUUUUGCAUAAAGAACACUUAUUUUUUUUCCUGUCAACUUAUUAUUUUGUUUCAAUUAAAAUUUUUGCAAUAAUUAAAUUUCGCACAACAAAUUCUGCCAUGAUUGACUAUUAAAAUAUGCUAACAUUUAAAAAUAUUUACUUGAACUUUUUAAUAAUACGUUGUGAUUACUGCAAUAACUGUUUUAAAAAUCCUGAUUUCUUUAUGCAAGAUAUAAUCUCUUGUUCCUUGAUUUGAUUUUGGGGUGAAGUGAAGUUCAAAUCACUUCAUUUAUCUUCUCACACAGAUAGCCAUGAUGAAGCAUAUGAAUCAGAGAUGAUUGACAGGCGCUCGUCAUGUGUCACUUCAAAAAUCCCAUAGGAAAAAAUACUAUAGUAAACACUGUAGUGUUUUUGAACAAUUACACUGUAAUGCUGGGUAGAAAUGCUGGGUUAUUUAAAGCCAAAUUGGGUCAAAUAUGGACUUGGGUUUAAAUUUUAAUUCAAUUGGGGUCAAUUUUAAUUCAGAAAAUUAAACCAUCAAUUGAUUUAGUUAAUAUUACACCUAGAAUUGGGUUGAAAUAAGCCAACAUUUUUAGAGGGUAAUUAAUCUGUUUUUAAUUAAUCUGUUAGUGAUUCCAUAGUUGCUAUGGUAACACAACAACUAUCAUAAUUGAUCUGUUGUGGUAAUUCUAUAGUUGCUAUGGUAACACAACAACUAUCAUAAUUGAUCUGUUGUGGUAAUUCUAUGGUUGCUAUGGUAACACAACAACUAUCACAAUUGAUCUGUUGUGGUAAUUCUAUAGUUGCUAUGGUAACACAACAACUAUCAUAAUUGAUCCGUUGUGGUAAUUCUAUAGUUGCUAUGGUAACACAACAACUAUCAUAAUUGAUCUGUUGUGGUAAUUCUAUGGUUGCUAUGGUAACACAACAACUAUCACAAUUGAUCUGUUGUGGUAAUUCUAUAGUUGCUAUGGUAACACAACAACUAUCAUAAUUGAUCUGUUGUGGUGAUUCUAUAGUUGCUACGGUAACAACAACUAUCAUAAUUGAUCUGUUGUGGUGAUUCUAUAGUUGCUAUGGUAACACAACAACUAUCUUAAUCUGUUGUGGUGAUUCUAUAGUUGCUAUAGUAACACAACUACUAUCGUAAUUGAUCUGUUGCGGUGAUUUUAUAGUUGCUAUGGUAACACAACUAUCAUAAUUGAUCUGUUAUGGUGAUUCUAUAGUUGCUUUGGUAACUCAACAACUAUCGUAAUUAAUCUGUUGUGGUGAUUCUAUAGUUGCUGUGGUAACACAACAACUAUAGUAAUUGAUCUGUUGUGGUGAUUCUAUAGUUGCUAUGGUAACACAACUAUCAUAAUUGAUCUGUUGUGGCGAUUCUAUAGUUGCUAUGGUAACACAACAACUAUCGUAAUUAAUUUGUUGUAGUGAUUCUAUAGUUGCUAUGGUAACACAACAACUACAGUAAUUGAGCUGUUGUGGUGAUUUUGUAGUUGCUAUGGUAACACAACUAUCAUAAUUGAUCUGUUGUGGUGAUUCUAUAGUUGCUAUGGUAACACAACUACUAUAGUAAUUGAUCUGUUGUGGUGUUAUAGUCGCUAUGGUAACACAGCAACUAUAGUAACUGAUCUGUUGUGGUGAUUCUACAGUUGCUAUGGUAACACAACAACUAUAGUAAUUGAUUUCUUAUUGCAAUUCUAUAGUUGCUAUGGCAACACAACAACUAUAGUAAUUGAUCUGUUGUGGCAAUUCUAUAGUUGCUAUGGUAGCACAACAUCUACAGUAAUUGAUCUGUUGUGAUUAUAUAGUUGCUAUGGUAAUACAACAACUACCAUAAUUGAUUUGUUAUCGCAAUUCUAUAGUUGCUAUGGUAACACAACAACUAUAGGAAUAUAAACAAAUGACCAAAUACUGUAGUUUUUAACCAUAGUGUAUAUUAUAGUAUAAUAUACACUAUAGUUGUUGAAAACUACAGUUUUUACAUUAUACAGUACAUUAUACUACAAUACACCACAGUUUACUGUAGUAAAAAAUAAAAAAUACUUCAGUAUUACUGUGUUUAUCAGUUGACUAUAGUUAAUACUACAGCAUGCCGGAGCAUUCAUUGAUAGAGUUGUAAAUACUAUAAAAUAUGCACACUCUCAGAAAUAAAGUACUCUUUAAAAGGGCACCUAUUAUGCAAAUAAUUGAUAAAUGUCUGCAGAAACGAUUUGAUUGACAUUCUCCAUUUGUACAUGUCAUCAGAGGGGAAGAGCUCCGCCCACUAGUAACCAUCUCUCCCUCAUUAACAUAAACAGCCCUGAGUGAGAAGCAGCCAUCCACCGUUAGAGUUUUGAAUCUGCCACUAUGCUGACACACAGGCAUUUGUAGCUCCGCCCUCUUCUGAAAAGAGCAUGGCCUCAUUUGAAUUUAAAGCGACAGUCA